CAAAAAUUAAUGCAUCCAUAAAAUAAUGGAGAAUUGUUGCCAUUGUUGCUGCGACAGGACUUAACCACGAGCCAGGAUCCUGUUUGACGCGUGACGUACAUAAUGCUGACGUCACGUGGUUGACGUUUGCGGAAGCAAGCCGUUGCUUUAGCGGCUGUUACCUCACAAUCAAAACAGAGGGGAUGUUUUCGUAUUAAACCUCGAGAAAUCGCUAAAGAUAUAACAGAUUUCGCUUUUACUCUGUCCGGUCGACAUACCGGUUAUCUCUGUUUGCCUGACAGACGACUGAGAAGUAUCUAAACAUUGACUGAGAUGGAGGAGCCUAGUGGUACCGGAGGAGAGUCUCCAGCUCCAUCACCAGCAGGUGCAUCCAAGUCCAAGCUGGACACACUGCCCAAAGAUGACCUUAUCAAGUUUGCAAAGAAGCAGAUGGCUCUCAUGCAGAAGAUGAAGGGCAGAUGUGGAGCUUUGGAAAAAGAAGUGGAAUCCCUCAAACAGCAAUCCAAAAACAAGAAUGGCAGUUCAGAUGACUCCACUCUGAUACAGGAGUUGACUGAGAGGAUGGAUGCCUUACUGCUGGAGAAGGCUGAAACUCAGCAAAGUCUUUCAAUUUCUCGCAAAGAUCUAGAGAAGACUAAGCUGCAAGCCAAGGAUGAUGUAGCAGUGCUGCAAGGAGAGCUUGACCGUGCGAUAGAAGAUCACCAGAGAAAGAUCACAAACCUGGAAAGUACAAUUGAGGAGUCCAACAACAAGCACCAAGAAGAGAUGUCUUAUUUCCAGAGAUUACUUAAAGAGCGAGAAGACAGUGACAGGGAGAGGGAGAGUGAAAGAGAGAGGGAGCGCCAGGCUGAAAGUGCCAGCGCAAAAGAGAGCACUGAAGAGGUCAGCCGUUGCUUAGAAGCACAACUGGAAGCGCUUCGAUCUGAACUGGAAGCAAUCCAAGAGCAAAGAUCCAAGGAGAUCGCUGAGCUGCAGGAGAACCACCAAAAGGAGUUCACCAAGGCCCAGCAGGAGGUGGAGAACCUGAAGGAGGAGCUUUCUCACAAGGGUCUGCAGCACGAGGAGGAGAUGAGGGCGCUGGAGGAGGACUGUGAGAUCGAGAGGGACCGUCUCCUGCUGCUCCACGAGGAGCUGACCGAGCAGCUCGCUCUCAAAGACAGCUUCCUGCAGGAUGUGCAGGAGGAGGACGAAGAAGCACCCCGCAGUUUAGGGAUCGCUAAAAUGCUUGAGCUGUCGACCUUCAGUCAGGGUGAGUCCACCCAGAGUGAGGGAGAGGAGACAGAAACCGGGAGAGUGAGAGCACCCAUGGAAGACCUGCAAGCCCAGAACACCAUGUUACAGGAUGAGCUCACCCUGCUAAGCAAUGUGAAGGGUGAGCUCGAGGCAGAGCUGGAGAAAACCAAGGAGGAGUUUCAGACGGAGAAAGAAGAGAUGGAGUUUAAAAUCAAUGAAUUGCAGAUGAACAAGGACAUUCUUCCCAGUGAUGUAGCCAUAACCCUGAACCCUGAGCAGCAGGAUGCAGAGUUACAGCAACACAGUGAAGCCCUCCAAGAUGGAAGUGAAGAGUCGGCAAUAGCUCCUGAAGACCAACACCUCUUGAAUCCAGAGGAGCUGAGGGCCAAAUGGGAAGCUUUGACCACCGAGAGAGACUCUGCCAUGACUGAGUGUCAACACGUGAGAGAAGUGCUGCAAGGUGUGGAGAGAGAACUGGGCGAGAAGACACAGGAUGUUGUUCUUCAGCAACAAGCCAUGAAAGAGCAGGGGGCCAAUACUGUACAGGAACUCCAAGACAAGAUGGAGCAACUCAGCCAGGAGAGGGAGGAACUACAUGUGAAGGUGAAUCAGAUCUCAGAGGAGAAAGACACUCUGAUGAAGAACCUACAAGACCUGCAGCUGAAGCUUGAAGACCAGAAACUCCAGUGGUCUGUGGAGGAACACACUGCUUUAGUGUCUGAGCUGAAGCAGUCUGUGGAGGAAGUGAGCAGGCAGAACGAGGAGAUCCUCUCCCAACUGCACAUGAAGGAAAACAUGACCCAAGACCUGAAAGAGAUGGUGAACACACUGACUGAAGAGCGGGACAGGAUAGAAUCCCAGCUUCAGCACAGAGAAGAGGAAAUGGAGAGGCUGAGCGACAAGAGAGAGACAGAAAUCCAGAGGCUGCUGGAGGAAAAGGAGAAGGAGGCGCUUGUGUGCAGAGGGGACCGAGAGCAGGAGUUGAAACUUCUUGAAAAAGAGAAGGAGGAUGAAGUGCAACAUCUAAAAGAGGAGAGGGAAAGGAUCCAGGAGACAGCUUCUGCUUUGGAGCUGACAAUCAAAGAGCGCUCCACAGAGAAGGCUGACCUCCAACAGAAAUUGGAAGAGGCCUCUGCUGGCCUUUCCAAAGCCCAGGAAGCAGUGGGGCUUUUGGCCUCCAAGCUGGCAGACCUGGAGGCUCAGCUGGAGCAAGAAACAUCUGAAAAGAACCUCCUAGAAGCAAAGUUAAAUACACUGAAGACGGAGGACACAGAACAGGCCCGCGCCACCAUCACAGCUCUGGAGGAAACUCACUCUGAAGCGCUCAGAAACUCCACAGAGGAAGUUGAGGGGCUCCGAUCACGUGUGGGUGAGCUGGAAAAGGAGAGGGAACUGUUGAGGAGCAGCAGCGUGCAGGAGUCUGAAGGGGCCGUAGGGUCAGAGGAGGUGGAGAAGGAGCUCCAUGCUCGUAUCGCAGACCUGGAACAGGAGAGGGACAUGUUGAGAAACAACCUGGAGGAGGUGGUGAAGGACACUGAAGGUCUGCAGAAAGACCUGGAGGACAUGAAAUCAGUCAAUGAGAAGAUGAAUAAGGAGAACCAGAGACUGCAGACUCACAUCUCUCUGGUGGAUGAGGAGGAAGAGGAGAAGGAGGAAGGGGAAGUGGAGAGUGAGAUGGAGGGUUUGGAAAAGCAGAGAACAGAGCUCAAAGACCAGCUGACGGAGAAGGACUCCCUCAUAGCUCAGCUGAGAGGCGAGAUCGUAGCGCUGCAGGAUUCUGCCGUCCAGUCGGCUUCCUCUGAAGAGAAUGCAGCCAGUGAGACCACAAAGAAAAUAGCUCUCCUGGUGAAAGAGCACAAGGAGAAGGACGAGAAGAUGAACAAAAUCAAAGCAGUUGCCAUUAAAGCAAAGAAGGAGCUGGAAAUCAGUAAGAAAGAGGUUGCCUCCCUCAAGGAGAAAGUAGAGUCACUGGAAGCAGAGAAGGCGAAAGUGAGCAGCUCUAUGAAGGAUAUCAUCCAUGGUGCUGAAGGCUACAAGAACCUGCAGAUAGACUACGACAGGCAGACAGAGCAACUGGAUAAAGAGAGGGAAAAGGUGGAGGAGGCGGAGAGACAGAUUGCUGAGCUGACCAAACGAUUCAGCAGUGCUGUCACACAGAUUGAAACGCUGAGCUGUGAGAAGGAGGACCUGCAGGCCAGCCUGGAGACCACGAGGAGCACAGUGAGGCAGCAGGAAGCACAAAACCAGGAGCUGCAGAGACAGUCAGCCGCUCUGGAGAGAGACCUGCUGGCAGAGAGAUCGAUGAAAGAACAGAAGAUCAAGGAUUUGUCAUCUGCCACAAAGGAGUUAGAAGAGCUGACAGCUCAGCUCCGCAAGCAGCAGCAACAGUCUCAGCAGACUGCCCAGGAGCUGGAGCAGCUACGCAAGGAGGCGCAGCAGAGCUCUCUGCUGGACAUGGAGAUGGCCGACUACGAGCGACUGGUGAAAGAACUCAACGCCAAACUCUUAGAUGGAGAGGAGUGUGCCGUGGAGUUAAAGGCCCAGAUAAACACACUGAACCAGAAGGAGGACACACUCAAACAGGAAAUCCGUACGUGUGAUACAAUAUCAGCUGGGGUUGGCUGCAGCCCGUUCACACCCCUUUAAAUAUAGGCAGGUCUAGCUGAAGGAUGGAUAUAUAAUUAUGUAGAAAAUGCAUGAGAAUAA
Molecule: messenger RNA, 3939 nt
Organism: Notothenia coriiceps (black rockcod)
Lineage: Eukaryota; Metazoa; Chordata; Actinopteri; Perciformes; Nototheniidae
Gene: gcc2
Product: GRIP and coiled-coil domain containing 2
Exons: 14
Coding region: 313-3879 (1188 amino acids)
Biological process (GO): late endosome to Golgi transport
Cellular component (GO): Golgi apparatus
Source: RefSeq, a predicted model, not a curated record